CUGACAUGUGAGCAGCGGAGAUGUCUGUAUUAUAUAAACUGUAAGGACGAUGAUUCAUUUAGCAACAACGUGACAAAACAAACAAUAAAUAAAACCCUUAAAUCUCCGGUGACUCAUCGUCCAGCCCUUCACGUAACGAUGGUCCCAGCCGCCGCGGCUCUUCCCGCCCGGUUUGACUGCUGUCUGAACCAGUUUCUGCGGUGAACUUUUUAUAGCCUCCGCCGCAGCGACAGCUAGCUUCACCGGCGGUUAGCAGCUCAAACCCCGGUCCGACUUUUCUCCUCUUCAGCAGAACGCAGACAGCUGAACUCCCGAUCCUCUCCUCAGCAUCAUGGCCUCCUCGCCUCCUCAUAACUUCUCCUGGGUGGAACCGGGAAAGCUGGCCGGGCUGGCGAUGCCGCGGAUGCCGAGCGAUUACCGCCAUCUUUUAGACAAUGGAAUCAAACACCUGGUUUGCCUCUGCGAGAGGAAACCUCCGAACCACGAGGCGUUUCCAGAGUUGCAGCUUCACCACAUUAAAAUCGUUGACUUCACUCCUCCCUCGCCGCCUCAGAUCGACCGAUUUCUGUCCAUCGUGGAGGAGGGAAACGCCAAGAAGGAGGGCGUGGCCGUCCACUGCAUGCACGGUUUCGGCAGAACCGGCACCAUGCUGGCCUGCUACCUGGUGAAGACCCGGAAGAUUUCUGGGAUCGACGCCAUCAACGAAAUCCGCAGGAUGAGAGCCGGUUCCAUCGAAACCACGGAGCAGGAGAAGGCGGUGGUCCAGUUCUAUCAGCGCAUCAAGUGACCUUCUAGUACCGAAUGGACUCCUGAGAACAGGUGACCCAGCCCGGAGCGCUCUGCAGGGAAACUUUAUUUUCAGGUAACCACAGUAGAAAAGGGACAGAAAUCCUCUCAGAGCUCGACUAUCACAUCCAUCACAACCCCACGGUUCUUCACGUUCUGGUGAACCGGUCCCUCUCUGGACCGUGACUUAUGCGCUGGACGUCACGGAGAAGAGACGCUGGCGCUCCCUGAAGGGGAGCUUCUCCGGGGCUGAGCUCCUCCGGAGAUUCUCCUCCUCGUCUCUGAAAACAAAACUUGAAUUUAUCCAAAGAAAGGUUCAUUUUUGAGGUAGUUUUACUCAGGAAUGUGGAUCUGUGGUUCUGAUGUCUCCACGGACUCACUCUGCUGAUGCUGGGUUGUUGGUUCCAUUCGGUUUCAGUUCUGUUUGAUCUGAGAAGAAAACCAGAACGUUGUUCACCCUCAUGAAACCAAAACCUGCCUUAUCAAUAAAUCUGUAAUCACCUGA
Molecule: messenger RNA, 1291 nt
Organism: Oryzias melastigma (Indian medaka)
Lineage: Eukaryota; Metazoa; Chordata; Actinopteri; Beloniformes; Adrianichthyidae
Gene: dusp23b
Product: dual specificity phosphatase 23b
Exons: 3
Coding region: 332-787 (151 amino acids)
Biological process (GO): cilium assembly; protein dephosphorylation
Molecular function (GO): protein tyrosine/serine/threonine phosphatase activity
Source: RefSeq, a predicted model, not a curated record